This is a messenger RNA of Phyllostomus hastatus (greater spear-nosed bat), 3142 nucleotides long. It is a transcript of the gene GTF2H1, whose product is annotated as general transcription factor IIH subunit 1. The transcript has 16 exons. Bases 352 to 1998 code for a protein of 548 amino acids. The record is from RefSeq and is a predicted model, not a curated record. Gene Ontology annotation, biological process: transcription by RNA polymerase II; transcription by RNA polymerase I; nucleotide-excision repair. Gene Ontology annotation, cellular component: transcription factor TFIIH core complex; transcription factor TFIIH holo complex. Lineage: Eukaryota; Metazoa; Chordata; Mammalia; Chiroptera; Phyllostomidae.
CUGGCGGGGAAGGGAGGGAGCUAGCGGAAGGUGUCAUGGCGACCGUGCUCUGGGAUCACGUGCCCCGAGGGCCUGCUUUGGUACUUCCGGUCACGUGCCCUCAGAGUUCUCGCAGCCAGCGAUGGAGGCGAGACCCCCCAGUAACAGAGGCGGUGGCGGAGGCGGCGGAGGCUACUGGGUUUCAGCCUCUUCCCGGCAGCGUCUCUAAGAAGCGCAGAGGAUCUCCAUCCGACCCAGCCCACUUACUUAUUGCCCGCCCAGGGCCGUAGCUCCCACCUGAAUGGAACUAAUGAUAGAACCUACCUCAAGAUUGUCAAUCAGGAACUGAAUGAGUAGCACCUUGUAGCCAUCAUGGCAACUUCAUCUGAAGAAGUUUUGCUGAUAGUAAAGAAGGUGCGUCAGAAGAAGCAGGAUGGAGCUCUAUACCUCAUGGCAGAAAGAAUUGCUUGGGCACCUGAAGGCAAAGACAGAUUUACAAUCAGCCAUAUGUAUGGAGAUAUUAAAUGCCAGAAAAUCAGUCCAGAAGGAAAAGCAAAAAUUCAGCUUCAGCUGGUCCUACAUGCAGGGGACACAACUAACUUCCAUUUUUCCAAUGAAAGCACAGCGGUCAAGGAGCGAGAUGCAGUGAAAGACCUUCUUCAGCAGCUGCUGCCCAAAUUCAAGAAGAAAGCAAAUAAAGAACUUGAAGAGAAAAACAGAAUGCUGCAAGAAGAUCCUGUUUUGUUUCAGCUUUAUAAAGACCUUGUUGUGAGUCAAGUGAUAAGUGCUGAGGAAUUCUGGGCCAAUCGUUUAAAUGUAAACUCAACAGAGAGUUCUUCCACGUCCAAUCAUAAGCAGGAUGUUGGCAUUUCUGCAGCUUUUCUGGCUGAUGUCCGGCCCCAAACAGAUGGAUGUAAUGGUUUGAGAUACAAUUUAACCUCUGAUAUCAUUGAGUCCAUAUUUAGAACCUAUCCAGCAGUAAAAAUGAAAUAUGCAGAAAAUGUUCCCCACAGCAUGACAGAAAAGGAAUUCUGGACACGUUUUUUUCAGUCCCAUUAUUUUCACAGGGACCGGCUGAAUACAGGGUCAAAGGACCUCUUUGCAGAAUGUGCCAAAAUAGAUGAAAAAGGGUUAAAAACAAUGGUUUCAUUAGGAGUGAAAAACCCACUACUUGAUUUGACAGCUUUGGAAGAUAAACCAUUAGAUGAGGGUUAUGGCAUUUCCUCUGUGCCAUCCACUUCUAAUUCUAAAUCCGUCAAGGAGAACAGUAAUGCUGCCAUCAUCAAGAGAUUUAACCACCACAGUGCCAUGGUCCUGGCAGCAGGUCUCAGGAAACAAGAAGCACAAAAUGAACAAAAUGGUGAGCCCAGCAGCGUUGAUGGAAAUUCCAGAGAUGCAGACUGUUUUCAGCCAGCAGUCAAAAGGGCGAAGUUACAAGAGUCCAUUGAAUAUGAAGACUUGGGAAAAAAUAAUUCCAUAAAAACGAUUGCACUAAACCUCAAGAAGUCAGAUAGGUAUUAUCAUGGUCCGACCCCUAUCCAGUCACUACAGUAUGCGACAAGUCAGGACAUUAUUAAUUCUUUUCAAAGUAUUAGACAAGAAAUGGAAGCUUAUACACCCAAAUUAACUCAGGUUCUUUCAAGUAGUGCCGCCAGUAGUGCCAUCACAGCACUGUCACCCGGAGGAGCACUUAUGCAGGGAGGGACACAACAAGCCAUAAACCAGAUGGUGCCAAAUGAUAUUCAGUCUGAAUUGAAACACCUGUAUGUGGCUGUUGGAGAACUACUUCGGCACUUCUGGUCCUGCUUUCCUGUUAAUACACCAUUCCUAGAAGAAAAGGUAGUGAAAAUGAAAAGUAAUUUGGAACGAUUCCAAGUCACAAAGCUCUGCCCAUUCCAAGAAAAAAUUCGAAGACAGUAUUUAAGCACAAACUUGGUAAGUCACAUAGAAGAGAUGCUCCAGACAGCCUACAACAAGCUCCACACGUGGCAGUCACGGCGUCUGCUGAAGAAAACGUGAAGUGUCUGUGGCUCGCAGGUUGUGUGAGACCGAGAACCGUGGCCUGCAGUGUCUCUGGAAACCUGGCCUGAAGACAUGCAGAUGAUCACCCACAAGUGACAGGAAACAUCUGCACCACGCCAACUUUCGGAGCUGAUGCUUUUGUACUUGCACAUUGUGAACUGAAAGGAAAGGGACUGAUUAAACUAAUAGCUGGGGAGGUAAAUUAAGGCAGAACCAAAAUGAGCUAAGUUGCAAAUAUAUAUAUAUAUAUAUAUAUAUGAAUAUAUUUUUAAAAGACACUGUUUACUGCAGUUACUCAGGAACUGCUUUGAUUCAUAUUAAGCUGCUGCUUUCGGAAAUUAAAAAAAAAACACUUUUUAAAAGGGUGCAUUGAUAAAAUCUGAGGUUUUUGUUGUUUUCUGUGUAAAUUUUUUUUCUAAGUUUAUGGCACAGGGUACACCUUAAGUAUUUCUCCUCCAUCCUCUACUUGGAUCCUCAAGUUUUAGUGAAUUCUAAUUGUACCUUACAUCAGCAAGUUAAAGAGACUGCUUUAAAGUAAGCCAGAGGGAGACUGUUGCUCAACCAUCAGGAAACAGUUGUGCUCAGAAGACAUCAUGGUCCUGUGUUUCCUACGGAAAUAAGAAACAAUAAAUAUUGCACUGAAUGUGGUUUGGAGUCCCUAAACGAUAAAGAGGGAACAUAAUUUGCAGAAAGUCGUGUGGGGUUUUUAUGCAGAAUUUUGUCAGAAGACAAUGGUGCUGCAUGUUUUGUUUUUUUUUUUGAGUGCAAAUGUACAUUGCUAAGUUUUUUUUAAGAUGGCAUGUGCUUUGAAAGAAGGAAAUUGCAUUUUUAAGAGUUUAAAAUAAUCUUAUGAGUGAGAAAUAUAAGAAAUUUUAUUUUCACCUCUUUAGAAAAAAAAUAAAAGAUGUUUCUCAUAUCUCCUUUUCUGCAGUAUCUGACUGUUACUAUCCUUGGCGAUUUGAUAAUCAUUGCGUAGUGACUGAAAAGCCUAAGCAAAAAAAAAAAAAAUCGUUCUUAUGUCCUUGUUUAUGGAAUUCGUGCUGUGCCAUAUUUUGUUCCUAAUAGGAUCAACUGUUUAAGACUAGAUGUCCUGUAUUAAAAGUUACAGAAAAAAGUAAAACUUUUUAUAGCUGCUCUUUUA